Molecule: messenger RNA, 1360 nt
Organism: Pimephales promelas (fathead minnow)
Lineage: Eukaryota; Metazoa; Chordata; Actinopteri; Cypriniformes; Leuciscidae
Source: RefSeq, a predicted model, not a curated record
UUUAUCUGUAAUUAAUUAACGUUUAUUUGGUGAGUUAAGUGCAUCCACACAUGAGUAAUAAAAAAAGCGCCGUAUAUCGUGAAUCAAAUUAUCGUAAAACAAAUUCGUUCAAUGGAGAAAGUUAUCACGGGAUAAUGGAUCUUUUUGAUACUCCGAGUCAAUUGAAUCAUAUUCAAUACGAAACGAAUCAUUGAUUCAAAUAGCUCGAAUCACCGCAUGCUGACCGGUAGAUACAGUAAGUAGGACAAAUUGAAGUGACACAGAUCCACAAGAUACACUAUUAUAAAUAUGGCAUUUGUUAAAGAGGAGAGUGCAGAAAUCAAGAUUGAACAAGUGUGCAGUGUGAACCCAGAAGAAACUGAGGAACAAACCAGGAUGACAUUCAUUAAAGUGGAGAGUGAAGAAAUGAACAUAGAAGCAUUCAUUGUGAAACAAGAAGACACCGAGGAUCAGACAAAGAUGGGGUUUAUUAAAGAGGAGAGUGAAGAAACGAAGAUAGAAGCAUUCACUGUGAAACAAGAAGAAACUAAAGAACAAACAUUUACUAAAGAGGAAAGUGAAGACAUGAUGAUUGAAGAUGCAUUCACUCUGGGACAAACAGUAUUUAAACCAUAUCAGUUUGAGCCUGAGUCGGAUCCUGAUGCUGAUGACCAACAGGAUGAAUCGGAACCUUUCCUAGCGCGACUUCAGCAGAACGUUUCACAGUGGUGCAGAUGUGAAAACUGUAAUCGGAUGCCCAUUGGAGUUGAAAAUGUCUGCUGCGUGGAAAUACCAAAGGUUUUAAGACGAAUGAAUCAGGUUUCAGGGCCUCUGAAAUGCAUCACACACCACCCAGGCUUCGAACCGAACUGUUUGAAUCCUUACACCCUGCAGAACAUUUUAAACAUUUACAAAGCUGAUUAUGGAAAUUUGAAGCGUAGAACAGAAGAAGCGCGGUACCGUUCUGUCGCCCAACGAAGCUUCGUCAGCUGGUGCUGGGGCUAUUUAGGACGGAAAAUCAGGGUUGUUCUUCCAUCCUGUGUUGUGCUCCGGAUUCAGCAGGAGUUUCCUGAUCCGGAUGGACAGUUUGUUGGAUUUCGACCACCCCUUGACUAAAGCUUGAGACAUGGUGGACAAUAUCUUCCUCCGUUAAAGGUUUUUCAAACUGAGUUCCUGCAAAUGGUGUGGGUUCUGCAAACACCUGUUCAAAGACGAGCUUUAUCAGUUCAUUCACAUUUUCUGUAAAGCAUAGCAUACAGAAGAAAUUGAUAUUAUAUUCAUUCAUUUUGAUAUACAACCUGCCCCUUUAGAACAUCUCAAAUGUGUCACUAUGUGUAAAGUGUAUUUGUAGAUGUGUUUAAAUAAAAUUCAUUUUAUAACA